Messenger RNA from Punica granatum (pomegranate), 2346 nucleotides. The record is from RefSeq and is a predicted model, not a curated record. Lineage: Eukaryota; Viridiplantae; Streptophyta; Magnoliopsida; Myrtales; Lythraceae.
CCAUCCGCGCGACGUGCGAGGUGAUAAGAGGGGUAGGUGUAUACACCCGGUGCAUGUGAUGAAUACUGCCAUCGGGAUCCCGAAGGUCGUUAACGGCGACAAGUGAAAGCCCGCCGCCACCGCCCAAAUGGCGAGCUGACCCUGCAGCUGCUCCCUUCCAUGGCGGAAAUGACCCCCACGUAUCUCCUCCUUCCUCGGCCACUAGACAAUCGCUCCCUGUCCCUCCUACGCCAUUUCCCAUAAGCAGUCGCGAGUUCCAUUCCGCAGCUUCUCUACCCGUUCGCAAUGGCCUCGUUGAAGGACCUGAGCAGGCUCGUGAGCGGCCUCUCGCUCGUGGCCAAGGAGAUCGCCAAGCGGUCGGAGCUGCUCGAGACCGCCAGGAAAGGAGACGUCGAAGCAUUUGCCAAAUCGGCGGCAAAGGCCGCCCUUUUUACGGCCACCGAUGUCGCUGGCCUGACCCGGGGCAAGGUCCGCGAUCUCUCUCCUAAACCUAGGCCGAAGAACUCCAUCGUUUACUUUGAUCACCGUCCGGUUGCGGAUGACCAGCAGCCUAGCCUCGGUGGGGAGCAGACACCUGCGGUCAGUCCCGAAAACACCGAAAGCAAUGUGGAAACAGUGGGAGCAGUGGUUUCCGAUUCGCAGAUUGCGGCGGAGGGUGAGGCGAUAGGCGCAAGCUUUGUCGAGAAAUUGAAUACAGAGAGUCUGGCGAUAGAGCAUGAGUCGCAGAGUUUGCCUCCUGAGGAGAAUGUCAGUCUAGAUGGUGGUGGAACACCGGUGCAGCAGCUACCGCCGGUGAAGAGGCGGAAGCCCAGGGAGAGGAGAGUCCCUUCCACCCCUUUCACAAGGGCGCUCGGGUUUGCUGGUCUCGGAGCUGGCCUUGCCUGGGGAACCCUUCAGGAAUCUGCCAAGAGACUCGUCUAUGGUGCGCCUAAAGCACAGGAUUCACAGUCUGCGCUGUCCCCAUUCUUGAGUGAGAGGAAUGCAGAACGUUUGGCUCUCGCACUGUGUAGGAUGCGUGGGGCUGCACUCAAAAUCGGGCAGAUGUUGAGUAUACAGGACGAGUCCCUUGUGCCUGCUCCGAUCUUGGCUGCUUUGGAUAUUGUUCGUCAAGGAGCAGAUGUCAUGCCAAGAAAGCAGCUUAAUCAGGUUUUGGAUGCUGAGUUAGGUCCCGACUGGUCCUCGAAGCUGACAAGCUUUGAUUAUGAACCGAUGGCCGCUGCAAGUAUUGGCCAGGUCCAUCGAGCAGUCACGAAGGAUGGUAUGGAGGUUGCAAUGAAAAUUCAGUACCCCGGUGUUGCAGAUAGCAUUGACAGUGACAUCGAAAAUGUGAAGCUUCUGUUAGAUUACACUAAUCUUAUUCCAGAAGGCCUUUAUCUUGAUAGAGCUAUGAAGGUGGCGAAGGAAGAAUUGUCUCGGGAGUGUGACUAUGAGUUAGAGGCAUCAAAUCAGAAGCGGUUCCGGGAGCUCAUGCCUGGCAAGGAAGGUUUCUAUGUUCCUAUUGUUGUGGAUAAUUUGUCUAGCAAAAGAGUCCUGACUACAGAACUCGUUUCCGGCAUUCCAAUUGAUAAGGUGGCAACACUUGACCAAGAAACUCGUGAUUAUGUUGGGAAGAAGUUGUUGGAACUCACUUUGAUGGAGCUAUUUGUCUUCCGCUUUAUGCAGACUGAUCCUAACUGGAGUAAUUUCCUGUAUGAUGAGCCAACUAGGUCGAUCAGCCUCAUUGAUUUUGGAGCAGCUCGUGAUUACCCAAAGAGUUUUGUUGAUGACUAUCUUCAAAUGGUUAUGGCUUGUGCAAAUAAAGAUAGAGGUGCAGUGAUCGAGCUGUCAAAGAGGCUCGGGUUCCUCACAGGGAUGGAAUCAGAUGUCAUGUUAGACGCCCAUGUCCAGGCAGGCUUCGUGGUGGGCCUACCCUUCUCAAAUCCUGGGGGCUUCGACUUCCGCACCACAAAUAUAACACAAAGCAUAUCGAACCUUGGAGCCACAAUGUUGAGGCACAGGCUCACCCCGCCGCCCGAUGAGGCCUAUAGCCUUCACCGGAAACUCUCUGGUUGUUUUCUGGCUUGCAUCAAGCUUGGGGCAGUUGUAGACUGUAGAGAACUCUUGCUCAAGGUGUACGAACAAUAUCAAUUUGGCGAGGAAGAUCGAGGCCAGAUCUUAUCUAGCGGCGCACAAUUUUGACAAUUUAUUUCUCUACCGAAUCAAUUCUUUACAAGUAAUAAACUCGGGUUGAGAAUCACAUUGCGCGCAUUUUUGUAUAAACUCUGUAUUGACCGAAUCAAUUCUUUUGCGUUAUGAGUGUGAACAGAAAUUCAGGAAAUUUGUAUCGGAUUUAGUUUGGAGAAUAAA